Molecule: messenger RNA, 1128 nt
Organism: Lodderomyces beijingensis
Lineage: Eukaryota; Fungi; Ascomycota; Pichiomycetes; Serinales; Debaryomycetaceae
Source: the annotation of a GenBank genome assembly
AUGCGCAAAAUUACCAAGUUUGGCUUUGGCUUUGAUCUCAUCUCCCAAAAAGUAGAGAUCCUAACCAACUCAAACCAAAGGAAGAAACUAACAACACCCACACACACGGCCAUGGGCUCUAAAAGGAAGCAAAAAGAGAAACAAAAAGACUUUAAAAGGGCCAAAUUGAAAGUUGGUAAAACAGCCCAGAAGCCUGACAACUAUACAGAUACCUCAUUCAAAUCCAAGGCCAUCUCCAUACCAGGCCAGUCAAUCACCUUCUCCCAUGACCCCGAGAAUCUUACACACCGGCUCUCACUAACCAAGCAUCACUCCUCGGCUACAAGAAAAGAAGUCGUUAUAAGUAUAACGCAACAUCUUCCCGCGAAUCCCUCUGCAUACAAGGAAAUCAUCACCAGCAUUGUUCCCUUGAUUCUCGAUGAGUCAAAACUGGUACGGAUGGAAGUGGCCACCUUGCUCCAAGCCAUCGGCGAGAAACAGCCGGGGCUACUUGAUUUGCACAAGCGGAGCGUGGUUCUUUUCAUCACAUCAGCAAUGACGCACAUACAACCGGAUAUAAGAAACACAAGCACCAAGUUCUUGGGCAUCUUGCUUGAAUAUGCCGACUUGAAGCUCUAUUUCGUCAAGUUGCUCAAGAACUUCUUUGUGCUCAUGAGUUGGUCAUUGAAAGAUGAUUCCAAGUCCAAGGGAGUCUCCGUCACGUCCAACUCCUCGAUUCUCCUAGGUGCCAAUUCCAAAAAGGCUCGUGUUGAGCAUUUAAAAGUGUUGACGAAAUUCUUGCAAGUGUCGUUACUCAAGGGUGAAUCUGAAGCGCAGGGACUGGAUAACUUCCACAACUGCAUCAUGCCCCACCCGCAAACUUUCAAAUAUCUCAUUCCAAGCGUGCCGCAGGCGUUUUCCCCCUUGAAUUUAUUUGCCAACGAGUUCAAAGGCGACUUGUUUACUAGUGGCUCAGUGGCUGUUCAAGAGCUAGAGUCCGUGACUACGGAAGAUCUAAAUACCCGACUAAUGAUCAUGAAUGGAGUUUUCAAAGAUCGCAUGUUGAAGAACUUGACUAGUCUCCAUGCUGAAGGCGGCGACGUGGGACGGGAAUCGAAGAAUUGCAGUGUCUUGCUCGAGGGGAUUUAG